AUGGCACAACUCGAUACCUUGGACAUUAUCGUCCUGGCCGCUCUCCUGGUCGGCACGGUAGCCUACUUCACCAAAGGCACCUACUGGGGCGUCUAUGGGGACCCCUACGGCAGCUCCCUGGCCACGGCCAAUGGCACUGCAAAGGCUGGCAAGUCGCGCAACAUAAUAGAGAAGAUGGACGAGACGGACAAGAACUGCGUCGUCUUCUACGGUAGCCAGACAGGUACGGCUGAGGACUAUGCCUCGCGUAUAUCCAAGGAGGGCCACUCGCGCUUCGGCCUCAAGACUAUGGUGGCAGACUUGGAGGAGUACGACUUCGACAACCUCGACACCUUCCCCGAAGACAAGCUCGCCGUCUUCGUACUGGCCACCUAUGGCGAGGGCGAACCCACCGACAACGCCGUCGAGUUCUACGAGUUUAUUGGCUCCGAAGAUAUCAGCUUCUCUGAGGGUGGCAGCACCGACGACAAGCCCCUCAGCAAGCUCAACUAUGUCACAUUCGGUCUCGGAAACAACACCUACGAACACUACAACUCCAUGGUCCGCAACGUGGACAAGUACUUGACAAGGCUCGGUGCCACCCGACUGGGUGCUGCUGGCGAGGGGGACGACGGUGCAGGCACCAUGGAGGAGGAUUUCCUCGCCUGGAAGGAGCCCAUGUGGGCUGCUGUUGCCGAGAAAAUGGGUCUGGAGGAGCGCGAGGCCAUGUACGAGCCCGUCUUCGAGAUCACCGAGAGGCCAGAUCUCUCCGCCGAGGACGACACUGUUUACCUGGGUGAGCCAAAUAAGAACCACCUUGAGGGCAACCAAAAGGGACCCUUCAACGCCAACAACCCCUUCAUCGCACCCAUCGUCGAGUCUGCCGAAUUGUUCAACUCUCCAAACCGAAACUGUCUACACAUGGAAAUCAGCAUCGCUGGAUCCAACCUGUCGUACACCACUGGUGAUCACAUCGCCAUCUGGCCCAACAACGCUGGCAAGGAAGUAGACAGGCUGUUCAAAAUUCUCGGCAAGGAAGACCAGCGACACACAGUCAUUGCAGUCAAAGGUCUCGACCCUACUGCCAAGGUCCCCUUCCCGUCACCGACUACAUAUGAUGCCGCCGUUCGCUUCCAUAUUGAGAUCAACGCCGCUGUGUCUCGUCAACUCGUCUCUGUCAUUGCCCAGUUUGCACCCAACGACGACAUCAAGGCUGAAAUUGUGAAGCUGGGUAGCGACAAGGACUACUUCAAGGAACACGUUACCGACCGGAACCUCAACCUGGCACAGCUUCUCGAGAUCACCGGCAAGGGCGUGACAUGGGACAAGAUUCCCUUUUCAUUCCUCUUCGAAACCAUGGUCAAGAUCCAGCCUCGUUACUACUCCAUCUCCUCGUCGUCUCUGGUCCAGAAGGACAAGAUCUCCAUCACUGCCAUUGUCGAAUCCAUUGAGAAGCCCGGUGCACCGUACGCUCUGAAGGGUGUCACUACCAAUUACCUCUUGGCCUUGAAGCAGAAGCAACACGGAGACCCCAACCCGGAUCCUCACGGUCUGAACUACGCCAUCACCGGCCCUCGCAACAAGUACGAUGGUAUACACGUCCCGGUCCACGUCCGCCACUCCAACUUCAAGCUGCCUUCGGAUCCCUCCAAGCCCAUCAUCAUGGUCGGACCCGGUACUGGUGUCGCACCGUUCCGUGGUUUCGUCCAAGAACGAGCUGCACAAGCGAAGGCUGGUCAGAACGUGGGAAAGACUAUUCUGUUCUUUGGAUGCAGAAAGCAGUCGGAGGAUUUCAUGUACGCGGAUGAAUGGAAGCAAUACCAAGCAGACUUGGGUGACAAGUUCGAGAUGCACACCGCCUUCUCGCGAGAUGGCCCCAAGAAGAUCUACGUACAGAACAAGCUAGAGGAAGCUGGCGAAGAAGUGAACAGACUACUCGAACAAAAGGCCUACUUCUACGUCUGUGGUGACGCCGCGCACAUGGCCCGCGAGGUCAACACCCUUCUUGGAAAAAUCAUCUCCAAGUACAGGAACGUAUCGGAGACAAAGGGCGAGGAGAUUGUUAAGGCUAUGAGGGCGUCGAAUCAAUACCAAGAAGACGUCUGGUCAUGA
This is a messenger RNA of Alternaria atra, 2091 nucleotides long. RefSeq lists its product as uncharacterized. The record is from RefSeq and is a predicted model, not a curated record. Gene Ontology annotation, cellular component: cytosol. The transcript is spliced from 2 exons. Lineage: Eukaryota; Fungi; Ascomycota; Dothideomycetes; Pleosporales; Pleosporaceae. Bases 1 to 2091 code for a protein of 696 amino acids. Gene Ontology annotation, molecular function: FMN binding; flavin adenine dinucleotide binding; NADPH-hemoprotein reductase activity.